Molecule: messenger RNA, 1767 nt
Organism: Cucumis sativus (cucumber)
Lineage: Eukaryota; Viridiplantae; Streptophyta; Magnoliopsida; Cucurbitales; Cucurbitaceae
Exons: 2
Coding region: 747-1577 (276 amino acids)
Source: RefSeq, a predicted model, not a curated record
AGAAAGUCGUCAGAGUUUCGUAGAACAACACUUGAGCCCGUCGUUUGAGGAAGGGAACUCUAGGCGGCUUGAUCCAGUUACGGAGAUUGUCCAGCAGGUGAUAGCAUAAAUAUGUUGAUGAGAUCCUCUUUAGAGCAUGUUGAGAUGAGCAUGCCAACGGUCUUUGAAGCUGUUGUAGUAGUCGGACUGGAUUAGGGGAGUUUUUGCAAUGAUCGAUGCUCCAAAUAUGUCUAGCUUUGAUGCAAUUGAUUAAGGCAUGGUCAGUAGAUAAUGUAUUAACCCUAAGCCCUAAACCCUAAAAUAAUGUCAUGAAUAGCUCUCCAACAGAAAAAAAAAAAAAAAAAAAAAGAUUUUCCUUGAAACUAUGAGGUUUUAGAAGGAUUUCCAGGCUUCCUACCUCCAUUGUGUUUGUGGUAGAAAUACAAUAUAAUAUCUUUUAAAACUGUACUAAAGUACCCAACUGCGAUAUUGUUUUUUUUCAUCCUCGUCUUUCAUAAGAAACGAGGAAGCUUCCGGUUUUAUUUUUAUAUAAAUUUUAUCAUCUACUCCUUCGAAGAGGCAAAAUGAAAUAAAAAAUGUAAUCAAAGAUGAUUAAGACUAAAAUAUUUCAAUUAGAAGUUUCCAACCAAUCGUUUCUUUAUAUAGUAUAUUACUGAUAACUUUUUUUAAUCCCUUUAAAUUGCCAAAUUGAUUUUCUCAACUCUACAAAUCCUAAACCACCAAAACAUUAUCAGAGGGUUAGAGAAAUGGCUCCAAUAUUGCAAAAGAACACCACCACCAAAUUUCAUUUCACACAUCCAAACCACCCUUUGAUUCACCUCUCAAAUGACCAAGAUUACUUCUGUGACGGAUGCAAAACGUUCGGAUCCGACAGCAGAUACCGAUGCCAUUGCUGCGAUUUCGACAUCCAUGAAUUAUGCGCCAAUUGCCCAGCAAAGUUGUCAUCUCUUAGCUUCCACCACCACCUUCUCGCUUUGGACUUCCAAAUCAGAACCCUCGUUGACCGAUGCUGUGACAUCUGCCACGAUCCCGUUCACGGCCUCGUGUACCGCUGCAAUGACUGCGACUUCAACGCUCACCCACUUUGCACUCAACUUCCUCAAGAGCUUCGUCAUGUGAUCCACGAUAACCAUCCUUUGAACCUCCAAAAGCUUCGCUUUGGAUGCUGUGUUGUUUGUAGAAAGGAUUGUUCGUCUCUUUGGGUUUAUGGAUGUAAAGUUUGUGGACUCUAUAUUCAUCUUGAUUGCCUUUCAGAGCCCAACGAAUCCCUAUUUCCUCUGUCGAGUGAGACCACCUCACGGGGGAUUCCAUUUGCACCGCCACCGCCGUCGCCGCUGCCUCUAAUUCCUUAUGGUUUCACCGUGGCUUACACCGUUUAUCCCAGUUACCGUUUAGGAUACCAUCAUGGAUAUUUGUACAAUAAUAAUUAUGUGAAUAAGCAUGAUGAGGAAUGUUUUUAUGGAUAUGCGGUGCCACAGGCGCUGGCGCCGGCGCGAGAGAGAAAGCUUAGAAAGUCAAUAUUUUCUCUGGUGAGUAGUGGGGGUACGGGUAUAGUGAGUAGUUUCAUUUUCGGAUAACAACGCCAGCUUUUAAGUGUUUAGAUAUAUAUUCAGAGGUGGAUUAUUGGAAAGUAAAGAAGAUUAAUUCAUUUCAUUUGUGUAGUUUGUUUUGUGUUUUUUAUUUUCGUUUUUGUUUGUUUCUUCUAUGAAUAAAUUUAUAAUCAAAUUACCAAUGUGUACAUUAAGAUACACUAAUUAACAUUGUGUA